This is a messenger RNA of Moneuplotes crassus, 1989 nucleotides long. The record is from the annotation of a GenBank genome assembly. NCBI's taxonomy places the organism in Eukaryota, Ciliophora, Spirotrichea, Euplotida, Euplotidae.
UUUUUGGACAGAAAACUUAAUCUUAAAUUAUAAAUGGAGUGAAUCUGUACACCCAAAGAUGGCAUGCAGGGCCAGGAUUCAGAUUUAGUGGGGAAUGUCCGUGGUUUAUCCACCCGCAUAACUUUUACUACAGAGAGGGAUAUUAACGACGAAGAGGAAAGCGGCCCACAAUUUUAUUAUGCCCCUCAUGCUAAGGCUAAUCAAGGAGAAGAAGAUUAUAAGUACCCAUCUGGCGAUAGAAAGAACUCAGCCGGUGCAUUGAAGGAGAGUGACGACAAAGAGAUUUACAGCUAUGAUCAAUCUUCUAGACUAAUUAAGAACGCCAAAUCAACACUUCCAAGUGACAUUAAGGAGUAUGCAUGAAGAAAUUAUACAGAAAGGGGCAUAACUGCAAAACCUAAUUAUGAGAGUUCUACCUCUAACCAUAAAUUAAGAGUGAAAGAUUUUGAAUUCCUUGGGCUUCUUGGAGAAGGAGCUUUCGGAAGAGUCUUCCAUGUUGUUCGAAAAUCCGAUGGAGAGCAAUUCGCUCUUAAAGCUAUCCGAAAAAUGGACUGAAAGAAUAUAAAAGAAAGAAUUCACCGAGAAAGAGCACUGAUGACUGAUAUAAACCAUGUUGGAAUCAUCAAGCUGUACAGCACCUUCCAGGAUUCAAAGAACCUGUAUUUUCUAUUAGAGUUAGCUUCAAACGGAGAGCUUUACACAUACAUGAAAAAUGAGGAAAUUCUACAAUAUAAGCAGGCGAAAUUCUUAGCUGCAGAGAUUCUGAGCAUGAUUGAGUACUUAAAGGAUCAAAAAAUCUCCCAUAGAGAUCUUAAACCUUCAAAUCUCCUAUUUGACUCAAGAAUGCGACUGAAGCUCGCAGAUUUUGGUUCAGCCAAAUCCUUCCUUGAUCAGGAGGUACAAUCGGAUGAGGUGCAAAACAGGCAGUCAGGAGGCUCUCCAACCAAAAGAUCUAUCAGGCGAAUGAAUACUUUCGUUGGGACUGUAGAGUACAUGGCGCCUGAAAUUAUUCAGGGCACUUGAACGAUGAACAGUUGUGACCUCUGGUCAUUUGGGAUUAUCAUCUAUAAAUUCUUUGCAGAGUCAUCACCAUUUCAAGGUGAGUUCGAUGAAGAUACAAUAAGAAAGAUUGAAGAGGAAGAUCCCAUUUUUCCAGAAAAUUUUCCAGAAAUGGCCAAGGAUCUCUGUGAAAGGCUUCUUGAAAAAGAUCCCCUCAAGAGAAUUGGAUGUGGGAAGGAGGGAACAGAACUUGAUAUGUUCUCCCUUAAAGCCCAUCCCUUCUUUGAUGGGAUUGAUUUUGAAUACCUGGAAUUUAGUGAAUCUCCAAUUCCUAUUCCUACAGUUUUACUUUCAUCUACAAAAUCAAAAAUUAUCGAAAAAUGAAGGAACUCUGCUCCUGUAAAAUCAGAAAAGGCUUCUUCCACUAUCACUGAACCAACAGAUUUCACAUCUGCGUGUGGAAAAUCUAGGGUGCAUAACUUAGACAAUUGAAAAACACUUGAAGACUUUUAUCAAAAUUCUAUAGCCAAAAACAUUAGAGUUUUAUUCAAAGGGCCUCUCAAGUACAGAUCUCGUAUGCUCAUCACCUACAAUUCUGCAACAGCUUUGUUCACUGACGAGCCUGCCUUAUAUCUGUACUCCCAGAACAAAGGACUUCUGAAGGCUAGAUAUAAUAUUCCAAGUUAUGUUUUCACUCAAAAAGGGAGCAAUAGAAGUUUUAGUGAAAACGGCAAAAAUAUUUGAAGGUCUAAUAAAUUUAAUCUCAAACAAAUAAAAGUUGGAGGUUCGGAUUUUGAAAAAGACACCCAGGAUGCAACUGUCGAGGAUACUUCUUAUAAACCGUGCAAAUUUAAGAUGUGCACAAGGAAAGUCUCUGAUGAGACUAUUGAUUCUCCCUCAGACUUGGUCUUCCUCCUUAACAAAUAUUGUGCUAAGGAGUAAAGUUGGUUACUAAAUAGGGAGAAUCCAUUUUAUAUCAUAAAUGAUUCA